AUGGGCCGCCUUCGCCGCUCCCGAACGCACAGAGCACAGCGAGACGUCCAUCGGGCGUCGCGGACGCGGGCCCGCACGAAAGACCUCGACCAGAUCCAGCUGAUAGACCUCGACCCAAAGAACCGCGCAAAGCUUGAGGCUCAGCCCCUGGACUACGAAAAGCCCGGCCUGGCGCAGCACUACUGCGUCGAAUGCGCAAAAUACUUCGAGACCGACGCUGCGCUGCAUACCCACUGGAGGAGCAAGGUCCACAAACGGCGCUGCAAGCAGCUCGAGCAGCCUGCGUACACAAUCGAGGAGUCCGAGCGCGCAGCAGGGCUGGGACGAGAGAAUAAACGGCCGACAGUGACAGCUAUUGCUGCUAUCGAGAUGGACGUCGUCGUGCGAUGA
Molecule: messenger RNA, 390 nt
Organism: Heterobasidion irregulare TC 32-1
Lineage: Eukaryota; Fungi; Basidiomycota; Agaricomycetes; Russulales; Bondarzewiaceae
Exons: 4
Coding region: 1-390 (129 amino acids)
Source: RefSeq, a predicted model, not a curated record